Molecule: messenger RNA, 2136 nt
Organism: Brassica napus (rape)
Lineage: Eukaryota; Viridiplantae; Streptophyta; Magnoliopsida; Brassicales; Brassicaceae
Product: pentatricopeptide repeat-containing protein At3g26630, chloroplastic
Exons: 1
Coding region: 591-1949 (452 amino acids)
Biological process (GO): RNA modification
Molecular function (GO): RNA binding; protein binding
Source: RefSeq, a predicted model, not a curated record
UGUGGUCAUGGUCUAAUAUCUAUUAAGGCUUUUAAUUGACAUUUACUAAUUUUUUUCUUCUUUUAAAAUAGAGUCAAAUUCUAUAAAUUACUACAUAGUAAAUUAGUUAUUUUAAUCAAAUUACACAACUUUAGAAUAUAACAGAAUUUAAUGAAAUGAGAUAUCGUUUUAUUAAUAUCAUAAGUUAAUAAUAAUAAUUAUUAUUUUUUCAAAAAAAAAUUGUUUUAUAUAAAAUUUAUACAUAGAAGUAGAAUAUAAUUAUAUUUUCUUUCAAAUGGUUUUUUUUCCUAUUUUUAUCAUUAUUAUUAACAUAUUAUUUAUAGAAAUGUAUUUAUAAUGCAUCUACACACUAAUAUACAUAUUUUAGUAAAUUAAAAACAAUAAAUAAUUUUAAAAUGGAUGAAAAUAAAAUUUAUAAAUAAGCAGUAUAUUUUACUUUUUACUCCAUAAAUUGUUAGUGUUUUUACUGUAAAUGUUUUUCUCUAAACGACGCCGUUUCGAACCUCCUCCCUUGCUUCAUCACCAUCCACCACACACGAUCAAUCGAGGAGAGGGAGAGAGAGAGAGAACCGGUGGAUUAUCACUAAUCCAUGGCGGCUCCGUCGCCGUCUCCACCACCAAACCUCCUCUCUCCUCCCCACUUCCGACCCGAAAAAGCCUACUUCUUCCUCAGAACAUGCUCAAACUUCCCCCAACUCAAACAAAUCCACGCCAAAAUCAUCCGCCACGACCUCGCCAACGACCAGCUCCUCGCUCGACACCUCAUCACCCUCUCUUCUUCCUUCGGAGAAACCCGAUACGCUUCUCUCGUCUUCCGUCAGCUCCACUCUCCCUCUACGUUCACUUGGAACCUCAUGAUAAGAUCUCUCUCCGUUAACAACAAGCCUCGCGAAGCUCUCCUCCUUUUCGUCCUCAUGCUCACAAUCCAUUCGCAGUUCGAUAAAUUCACGUUCCCUUUCGUCAUCAAAGCUUGCCUCGCUGAUUCGUCUCCUCGUUUAGGCACACAAGUCCAUGGUUUAGCUAUCACAACCGGUUUGUUCUCGGAUGUCUUCUUACAGAACACUCUCAUGGAUCUUUACUUUAAAUGUGGGAGACCAGAUUGUGGUCGCAAGGUGUUCGAUGAAAUGCCUGGUAGAAACAUUGUCUCGUGGACGACUAUGCUCAACGGUCUUGUCUCUAAUGAUAGAUUAGAUGAUGCUGAGAUCGUGUUCGGGCAAAUGCCUACGAGGAACGUUGUCUCGUGGACCGCGAUGAUCGCUGCUUACGUUAAGAACCGUAGACCCGACGAGGCGUUUCAGCUUUUCAGGAGGAUGCAGGUGGAUGACGUGGAGCCUAACGAGUUUACGUUAGUUAGUAUGUUGCAAGCUUCGACUCAGCUAGGGAGCUUGUCUAUGGGGAGAUGGGUUCAUGACUACGCUCACAAGAAUGGGUUCUUGCUUGAUUGUUUCCUUGGGACUGCUUUGAUUGAUAUGUAUAGUAAAUGUGGGAGCUUGGAGGAUGCGAGGAGAGUCUUUGAUGUGAUGGAGAGUAAGAGUUUAGCGACUUGGAACUCGAUGAUCACUAGCUUGGGGGUUCAUGGUUUGGGGGACGAGGCUUUGUCUCUGUUUGGGGAGAUGGAAGGUGAAGAAGGGGUGGAGCCGGAUGCUAUCAGUUUUGUUGGUGUCUUGUCUGCUUGUGCAAACACUGGGAAUGUGAAAGAAGGGUUGAGGUACUUCUUACGCAUGAUCUAUGUUUAUGGUAUCACACCUAUUGAAGAACAUAAUGCUUGUAUGAUCCAACUGUUGGAGAAAGCCUUGGAAGUGAACAGAGUUUCGAGCUAUGUUGAUUCUAUGGAUUCUGAUUCAAACAUCAGCACUUCAUUUGAAGUUGAAAGCACGGAUAGAGCGAACGAAAGGCACGAAAGUUGGAACCAGCAUCAAAUUACGUUCUCCAAGUGGGAUGCAAGCUGAUUUUGAAGGUUAAGUGUCUCGUGUCAUAUAUUUUUUUUCCUCUUUUAAACAGAUUCAUAUGCAAUCUUUGUAACUAUACAAGUAUAGUUCAUGUCUUAGCUCUCCUGUUUACUUGAAAAUGUUCCAUAAUUGUAGAAGGUAGAAAAAUGAAAAGUGUUAUCGUCUUAAUAUAGACAUGUUAUUAUUA